CUGGCCUGGUGGCAGGGAGUUGUGUUGAGGAUGAAGAGCGUGGAGAUGGACGGCAACCAGGCCCUCUUCUGCACGGACGCCCAGAGUGUCUCUCUACAUCCCCAAGGAAAACUCCGAAUCUCCAGGAUCCCAAGGGUGCUUCGGAUUACUCUGGCAUUUAUGACGGCCGCCCUUGCCUCGGUCUUUGUGGCUCUUUGUGUUAUUGCUUUGCAGAACCGAAGACAUGCCCCUGAGGCUCACGCCUUCCUGCAAGACUCUCCAGAAGUGAACAGCACCAGGAAGGAAGUGGACGAUUCCCAUUCUGGCAGUCUGGCAGAAUUACAAGAGGUUGUCCAAAACCUUCAAGUCCGUGUGGAAAAUUCCAGCACCUGGAGUGUGGAGUUCCAGGAGUUGACUUGCAGAGUGGAUAACAUCAGUUCUCAGGUCCAGGUGUUCAGUGAUUUCCUGGAAAACACCAGAGCUGAAGUCCAGAAGGCAUUAAAUGAUCAGUUGAAAAAUGCCAAGAGAGAGAUACAGACCCUAAAACAAGAAAUGAAGGUAGCUGAGGCCUUGAAGUCCAAGGUCCAAGUGUUAGAGGGUGAUCUGCAGAAGGCCAACGCUGAGAUCCAGAGGUUGAAAGGGAAUGCAGAAGAAACCAAAACUCUGGCUGCAAAAAUCCAGAAGGAAGAGCGUGGCAUGGUGGCCCUCCAGGCAGCCAUAGCGUCACAGGAGCAACUACAGCAGACACAAAAUCAACUUCUCCAGCUGAUUCUGCAAGGCUGGAAGAUCUACAAUGGAGCCUUAUAUUACUUUUCUCAAACCAAGAAAUCUUGGCAGGAUGCCGAGAAUUUCUGUGUGUCCUGGGGAGCUCACCUGGCCUCGGUGACCUCUGAGGAAGAGAAGGACUUUCUGGUCACAUUCACAAAGGACUCUUUCCACUGGAUCGGGCUCACAGACCAGGGCACAGAGGGUGUCUGGUACUGGAUAGACAAAACCCCGUUCAAUGAUGCCCAGAGCAAAAAGUUUUGGGACAAAAAUCAGCCGGACAACUGGAUGUAUGGGGAAGGGAGAUCGGAAGACUGUGUGCAAAUGCAGCAGAAGUGGAACGACAUGUACUGUAAUGCUCCCUACCAGUGGGUGUGUAAGAAGCCUGGUGGUGGGAUUAGAUCAGGCCCCAACUGAGAGAUGCUGCCCACCCGCCCCUAUGCUGGGGCUCAGCCUCCUCCCCAGGCCACCGAGUUCAGCCUGUGAAUGCAGCUUGUUCUCAGGAUCUUCCAUUGGGCUUUUUGUAUUCCCUGCUCAUGUCUUCUGGUUUAACCCUUCCAAUGUGUUUCUCUCACAUGAUCCAGCAUUAGCAAUGGCUCCAAUAAGACAAAAGAUCACUGUAUCUUUGAACCCCCUCAGUACCCCAACAAGCCUGUUAGAUCUGGGACCUCAAUAAAGACAUGUUG
Molecule: messenger RNA, 1430 nt
Organism: Sorex fumeus (smoky shrew)
Lineage: Eukaryota; Metazoa; Chordata; Mammalia; Eulipotyphla; Soricidae
Product: C-type lectin domain family 4 member F-like
Exons: 8
Coding region: 31-1161 (376 amino acids)
Source: RefSeq, a predicted model, not a curated record